AUGCCUCAUUUACUUCCACUUUCUCACUUGCUGUCAAGGUCAAAGACAGUCUUGAUCAAGUUACAAAAUAAAAAAAAGAAAACGACAACAACGACAGCAGAUUACUUUUAUAAAAAAGGCAAUCGAUAUCUAUUUGGCAUAGACAAACAUACGAAAUCAGAACACUUGGCUUUUGUUUGUUAUGCCAAAGCAGCUUCUCUUGGACACACACGAUCAGAAGGAAUCAUUGGAUUCUGUUAUGAGUUUGGAAUAGGUGUCAAAACAGACUUUGUUCAAUCCGAAUAUCAUUAUCAGUUAGCCGCUAAACGGUACCAGGACGGUUUGAGUAUGGCACGAUUAGCCUUUCUUAGAAAAUAUGGACGUCCUAAUGUAAAGAUUGAUCGAGCAGAAGCCGAAGAGUGGACAGAACGUGUUAGGCAUCAGCCGAGUGCCGUCCAAUGGAUUGUGGAAGCAGCCACGUUGUAUCAUCACCCUGCUGCACAGUAUGCACUCGGUGUUUGCUAUCAUGACGGCAUUGCCCUUCAGAAAGAUGAGCAUGCUGCCUUUCAUUGGUAUAAGGCAAGUGCCGAGCAAGGUCAUGCACGUGGUCAAGGUAUCCUCGGAUACUGCUACGGCGAAGGCUUCGGCGUCAAGAAGAAUGAAGUUGAAGCAAUGAAAUGGUAUAGACUGUCUGCAAGUCAAGGUGAAACAGUGGCCAUUUAUAAUAUUGGAUACUGCUAUGAGGAAGGCAUUGGUGUUGAAAAAGAUGUGCACGAGGCAGUCAAAUGGUACAGACUGUCGGCUGAACAAGGAAAUGCCUUUGGUCAGAACUCUCUUGGCUAUUGUUAUGAAGAUGGUAUCGGCGUUAACGUCGAUUAUGAAGAAGCUGCCAAAUGGUAUAGGCUAUCUGCAGAACAAGGCUAUCCCUGGGCUGAAUGUAACUUGGGAUACUGCUAUCAAAAUGGCAUCGGUGUCGAAAAGAAUGAUGUCUUGGGUGCUUACUGGUAUAGAAAGGCUGCCUUACAAGGUCAUGCCAGAGCCCAACAUAACCUUGGAUUCUGUUAUCAGAAUGGUAUUGGUACAGAACGUAAUGAAAAAGAAGCUGUCAAAUGGUAUCGACGCUCUGCAGAAAGAGGCAAUAUCUUUGCUUAUCAUUCUCUUGGUUAUUGCUAUCAAAAUGGUGUUGGUGUUGACGUGAAUGAGCAAAAGUCGUUCUUUUGGUAUUAUUUAAGUGCAGAAGAAAAUCACCCACCUGCUCAGCUGUCUCUGGGAUACUGUUAUCGAAACGGUAUCGGUGUUGACAAGGAUGAAGCAGAGGCAGUGAAAUGGUUCAAAAAGAGUGCUGAACAUGGUAAUGCGCUUGCACAAAACUCACUUGGCUUUUGCUUCGAAGAAGGCAUCGGGCUGAAGAAAGACCCUGUACGAGCAGCUUAUUGGUAUCAUAAAUCAGCCCAGCAAAAUAACCCGUGGGCACAGUGUAAUUUAGGAUUCUGUUACGCCAAUGGAAUAGGAGUACAAAAAGACAAUACAAAGGCAGUCGAAUGGUAUCGCAGAGCAGCUGAACAGAAUCAUGCACGUGCAUUAGACAAACUAGGCAUGCAUUUUCAGCAUGGAUUAGGAGUUGAACGUAACCUGGAAGAGGCAUUCAAAUUAUUCAAGGCAGCAGCAGAACAAGAUCACAUCUCUGCACAGUAUCACUUGGGUAAUUGCUAUGAAAGAGGCAUUGGCUGUGAAAUAGACUUACGACAGGCCAUUUAUUGGUUUGAACGUGCUGCUUUGGCUGGUUGUCGUAGCUCACAUGAGAGGCUUCGAGUGCUGAUCGUCAGAGAAUGCUUUUUAUUAUCACCUGAUGGAGUAUCAAUGUCAUCUUCAUUGGCCAACAUUAAUGAAGAAGAUUUGAUUUACUGUGGAUUUAUCAUUGGUCACAGUGCUCCUGCUGCAUAA
Rhizopus microsporus ATCC 52813 is the source of this 1923-nucleotide messenger RNA. RefSeq names its product HCP-like protein. The transcript is spliced from 2 exons. Bases 1 to 1923 code for a protein of 640 amino acids. The record is from RefSeq and is a predicted model, not a curated record. Gene Ontology annotation, molecular function: protein binding. Lineage: Eukaryota; Fungi; Mucoromycota; Mucoromycetes; Mucorales; Rhizopodaceae.